Hyaena hyaena (striped hyena) is the source of this 20823-nucleotide messenger RNA. It is a transcript of the gene FSIP2, whose product is annotated as fibrous sheath interacting protein 2. Bases 24 to 20762 code for a protein of 6912 amino acids. The record is from RefSeq and is a predicted model, not a curated record. NCBI's taxonomy places the organism in Eukaryota, Metazoa, Chordata, Mammalia, Carnivora, Hyaenidae. The transcript is spliced from 24 exons.
GGACAGAACGGCCCGGGCUGGCGAUGGAGCUGUACCUCAGCGCCUGUUCUAAGGCUGCUAGCGUCGCUGCCACCAAAACGGCUACCAGUGGCCUGGCCUCGGAGAGCCAGCAAUGCGGAGACGGCGUGCACAAAACCCAGUUUCCAGGGGUCGGAGUGGGUCAACUACUGGAUCUGCCUCUUGGGGUCAAGUUGCCUAUGAUCCCAGGAAGCAACACUGUAUACUAUACUACGAAGUUAAGUGAAAAGCUUUUUCGACCUUCUUACGGUUUUAACCUGACUGAUCCUUACUGUCGACUUUUGGAAAACCAAUAUAAAAGUCUCCAUGAUCCACACUUAAGAGCAUACUAUAAGCGCAAAGAUAUCCUGAGAAGAUUAAAGAAGGGUGGCUAUAUCACCAGCAAUAAUAAAAUUGUAUGUACCUUGAGGGAAUUGAAUAAGUACAGGCAAUAUCUUACCACUUUGAAAUUAGACUUUGAAAGAAACUAUAUGAGAGAUCAAGAAAUGCUUGCAAAGCAAGUAAAUAAACUACAGGAAGAUAAUCAAACACCUGGACGCUCUGAUGUUGCACGGUUCCAAAAUUGGUUAUUACAGAAUGACACCCAAUCUAUUAAGGACCAAGAACGAUUAUUAAGGAACAGAUAUUUGGAUAUGAUAAGUAGGGAAUUAGAACAACUUGAGCGUACAGCAGAAGAGCAGCACCUGCUCCGGAUGGAUAGAGAAGAAAGACGACAGCGAGAAUACACAAGAAGAAAACUUAAUCUUCGUAGAAAAAUUGAAGAGGAAUGGAAGACAAAAGAGAUGCUACUUCUGAUGAAGAUUGGCGAAGAUGUUAAAAGAGAAGCUAGGAUAGAGGAACAACGGCGUCGAAGCAGAGAAGAGAGUGACAGGAAGAAACAAGCCCUUCUAGAAAAAAAAAUGGCUUAUCAUUUACAAAAAAUGCAAGAAAAUGGCUUUAAAAGAGAAGAGAUGGGAAACAACAAUACGUUUCAUUACAGAGAACAAGAAGGAACAUAUAAAGAAUCUUAUUCUCCAAAGAAGAAAAUGAAGACUUUUGAUAAUAUAAACUUAGUUUACCAAGUUGGUGAACAGAGACCAAAUAAAGGAGUAUAUGGAACUGCAGCAAAUGCUAUUUAUCAAUCUCUAAGUACCACAAAAAAUAUUGUCAAAAAAUCAACUUCAGUUGUACAGGUUAAUGGUACUGAACAAAAGAAAGAUGGAGUAACUAGAAAAUCAAAUACUUUUGAUGAUAAAGGAGCUGUAAAUAUCUCAGCUCAAAAUUCAAUUACUUCAGCUCAAACUUCACCCACAAGAUACUGUCCGAGAUCUUCACACUCUUACUUGGAUCCUCCAAAAGAUGAGAAGGAGAUAAACGCUGGUUUGAAUGAACGAUCAAACAAGAAAUCAAGCUACUUCUGUCAAUCAGGACCUCAGAUUCAUGCCACAGCCCGGGGUACUUUCCCUUCUCAUACUUUCACAAAUAUAGAACAGAACUGCAUACAAAAUUGCUUGCAAGAAAAAGUAACUUCUGAAGAACUGAAUAGUAUAAUUCAGAAUGUAAUGACGUGGGUUGUAGCUACAGUGACCAGUAUAUUAUACCCAGCCAUCACGAAGUAUGAAGAAAGGUUCCGGAAUAAAGCAUACCCAGGGUCUGUUGACUCCAUCCUCUCUUCAGAGAGUUCAAGUUUCUGUAGCACAUGCAGUGAAGAGUUUACAUACAGAAGCUACACAUCUGCUACUACUAAAACAUUUCAACGAGAGCCUUGUGCCUUUGAGUUUGACAUCUCAGUAAGGCGACCAACCACACCUUUAAAACCACCUUCUGCCCACGUCAAAAGAACAUUUGUGGGGAAAACAUACCAUAAGAAAGGGCCAUCUAUAACAUCGGAACUCAAAUUUGAUAAAACCAGUAUGGUAGAUGCAAAUCCUAAGCUUCGAACUUGUAAAUCGGAUAGCCACCUUUUGACAUCAUUUGAAACAGGCACAAAAAAGUCUAAGGAUGCUACCACUGAAACAGAUGGCUUAGAGAGUUCACUUGUUCCUGAUCAAAAAGAAAAAGCCAUGAAUGAAAUGAAGAAUUUGAAGAAUGUUUUCGUUAACUUUAAGUGUCACUUAAAAGGGGAAACCCAAUUGAUUUUAGAAAGCAUUUUUCAAGAAAUAAUGUCUGAUUUAACACAGGCCAUUCCUUCUAUUUCUUCUGUUACUGCUGAAGUUUUUGUUGACCAAAGUGAACCUGAAAAGGAAGACUUGCUUUACAAUGUCGAUAUCUGCUCAGCAGCCUCAGAGAUUGUGGAGAAUAUGCUUGAGAAGCUACAGUCAGCAGUUGAGAAAAAGUGCAUUGAGAUAUUUUCACAAGAAUAUAUACCAGUUGACAUUAAACCAGGCUUAACACCCGAUAGAGAAUACCUCAGUCCAUCAAAUGGAAAACCUUUAAAAGCUUCACUGCCUUGUAAUUUGGAACCCAUGUGUGACAUUGCAGAGGAUAUGGUACAUUCCAUUUUAGAAAAGCUGAUGACUCUUGCUUCAUGUAAGCAAAAUGAACUUCCUUAUCUUGAAGAUGGAGUUGAACUUCCCCAUCAGCAACCUGUGACAGACCCAACAUAUGUGUCACUCAAAAGAGCAGACAAAAAGAAAUGUAGUCCUGAACCUGAUGCUGCAAAUUCAGUUGUUAAAGAUGAAAUAAAAAAUUUAAUGUCAAAUAUUUUUUCCCAGUCCUCUUUGGUUGGCUAUAUAGAGGAAGCAGUCAGCACUAUACUAGGAUACAUACAAUCUGAACUUAAUGACGAGAGACUUAUUGCAUCUGAAGAAACAGUAAUAUUCCUUCAGCUUCUUGAUGAUAUUUUCACUCACCUACAUCAGGAUCCAGGAAAAGAUGAUGUUAAAAAAUGUAGACACCCUAGACUAAGAAAUCCUUCUGACACUGAAGAAAAGUACAGACUCACUGACACCAGAUUAUCUAAUGGUCCUAGGUCUAGAAGACCAUUUCCACCUGUUAAUGUUCCAGGCAUGGUUUUUUAUUCUGAAGAUGAUAAUGAAGAAAUAGACAGAAUUGUGAAAAAUGUGCUUGAUUCAUCUUUUAAAGAUGAAAAACCAAAAUCCUGGGAACGAAUUCCUGAGAAUUGGUUUAAAAAAGGGAACACGUGCUUUGAAUACAAAAGAAAUAGCAUACCACUUAAAGAAGCUUCUGCUCGAAGAAACAAAAUUGCAUUUUGUGAUGAGGGAUUAAAGAUUGGGCUACCAUCUUUUAAUAAUAAAGAAAUUUUAAAGGAAAAACCCUGUUUGAAUAGAGACAGCUUGAUUUUCAGCCAAGAUCAAAAGUAUCACAUACAAAAGGCUUCAGAAAACAUAGUUAGAAAUAUUUUAACAGAAAUGCUCAAGGACCUAUCUUCUGUUCCUCCUGGUCACUUAAACAGUAAAACUGGCAAAGCAGCUUCUUCUGUUCUUGUUUCAGAAAAAUCUCAAGGACUGUCACAUCAAGAAUGGAUGGACCAGGUGUUCUCCGUGUCAGAAAUUAGUGCAGUGGCUCAAGAAAUAACAGACGCUGUGUUAAAUAUACUCCAGAAGGCCUUAAGUUUCAUUCCCAAUACCAUUAGAGGUUCCAUUUCAUCAUCAGUUCAAACUUCUCUAGAUAGUUCUGAUACUCCUCCCAUGGUCAAAGAAGCACCAAAUAAAAAGCCAUUAAAAAUAUGGUUUGACAGUGAAAAGAAAGUGAAAUAUUUAUCUUCUUUCAGUGUAGAUCCUGAAAAGCCUUCUCUGUUAAAAUCUGAAAAAAGUGAACCUCAACCUAUAGAUGGCAUUGCUGAUAAGAUCAUUAAUACAAUUUUUAAAAGGCUGAAGUUAUUCAUUUGUCAGAAAUUGCAGAUGGUCUUCAAACCUUCAGUUGCUAAGCAAUCUUCAUUACGAUCUCAACUUAGUACUUAUACAACUAAAGUGGUAAACAUUGUUUUGCAUGCUAUCCAGACUGAACUAGAACUCAGUAAGAGAACUCUAAAUCGUAGGGAAAUAGACCAUACCAAAUCUCUUACAGGUAAAGGAUUUUUUGAUGACACUGAUAAAUUAGAAUCUCUUGUCUCAAAUCUCAGUGAUGACAUUAUGGGAUCUCCAUUAUUAACUUGUAUUUGUGAAAUCUUAUCAAGUGGACAUUCAGAUCAAAGCACUAUUUCACUCCCUUCAGAACAGCCAAAGCCUACAACUUCAUAUGUGUCUGACAAUGUUGAUAAACAAAACAUUUUGCCAAGUAGGCAGGAUAAAAGAUCUUUUCACAAAUAUUUGGCCACUCCAUGUGCUCUCCAUAGUGUUGUGAAUGGAAAAGAUCUCAAAGAAAAGGCCAGAUUGCAAGUGUUAGACAGUAUUGGAGAAAUACUCUAUGAAAUGUUUUGUAAUCUCAUAGGAGCCCAUUCUCACCAUCAGCCAUCUUGUGGUAGUAAGCAAGACAGAGAAGAGAAUGAAAAUCCUCAAAUGGCCACUUCAUUGCAGUCUAACAUUCAGCUGAUUUCCAAAGCAAUUUUGGAAUACAUCCUUGCAAAAUUAUGUAGUGUUAAUAUGGAUACCAGUUUUGCAAGUUCUGGAUUUAAAGCUGUCUCAGAGCCUCAGUCUCUUGAUAUCGACAGCCUAUCAUUUGCUUCAAUUAUUGAGGAAAUGGCCAAAUGUGCUGACAUGAUCUCCAGCAUAGUUUCCAGGAUAAUUCAGGAGGGUAAUAAAGAGGUGACAAAAAGCAAAGCAAAAACUAUUGCUUUGGUGACUUCCAAAACAGGGAGCACAAAAGAAAUACAAUCAAAUGAACUGAAAGCUGUAGCUACAGAUAUUCUUAAUAUGGUUUUUGCCAAACUGGAACGGUUUGCUAAUGGAAAUUUAGAAGAUCUGGGUUCUAUUAAUGAUGGAAAUGAAAAAAGCAAUAAAAUAGACUUGGGAUAUGAAAGUCCCAGUAUUUUCACAGACACAUAUGAAGAACUAUUGCAGUCUGCUUUAUACAUGAAUGCAAAAAAGAUAUCAAGUACUAUUUUGAAAGCUAUUCAAACAGAAUUAAAUACGAAUUCAUUAGAUUUGAAGACAAGUGCAAAUACCCCACCACCUGAGAAUCAAAUGCUUAAGAAGAUAGUUAAUUUAAUUUUAGAUGUAGUAUCCUCAGAUAUGUUUAAUGAAACUGAAUCUGAAGAGGGAGGCACUAAAACUUAUCAGUACAGGCCAACUUAUGGAAAUUUUCUUCCUGGAGGAGCUGAAUCAGAUUCAUUUCUAGAAAAUGCCUCACAUACAGAGAAGGAAUUUACUGGGGAGAGAACAUUACCAAGAGAAGAAACUAAAUCAGAUUCUCUUAAACAGUGGGUUCUAGAGAGAACCUUAAGCAAAAUUGAAGUGAAACUCAAAGAACCACAGAAAUCACCAGUCGUUCCCAUUAUAAGAAAUAUUUUGAAUGAAAUUUUUCAAAGUUCUUUGGUCAAUCAAUUAAACGUGCUUUCUCUCUCUCACUCUCAUUUAAGUGGCAUCCCUCACAACACUGAUGAGACAAUCCCUCAAACACCUGUUCAAUUUAUAGAUAAAAUAAUGGGUCCUUUAGUGUCUGAAGCAGAUGUAAUCAUAGUGGCAGAUGAUGUUGUUAGAACUGUAUUUCAUAAGCUUUAUGCAGCUGCCAUGCCAGAAAGAAACACAAGUGAAAAUAGGUAUAAAUCCAUCACCUUUAGAGCAAAUGUUUCUUUACAGGAACACACCCUUGGAGGAAAGUCUUCUGUCACUGUGCUAAAUAAGAACCCUUGUACUUCUAAGUCCAAAUUCAGUGUUGACAAACAGGCUAAAGUAAAUGUAGUUGAAGAUAUUGUACAGGCAAUAUUAACAAAUUUAGAAACUUUUGCUACUUCCAAAGUAAAAUCUCUCUUUUAUCCCAAAAUCAACUUCACAGUUCCAAUGGCUUUAUCUAUUCAGCAGGAUAAAAAUGCAUUAAGCAAUGCAUUAUCAGCCAAAGAUUUGUAUUCUGAAGAUCAGUCUUCCUCUUGCUCAGUGGAUCAUAUUACAUCAGAAAAAACCAACUCAAUGUGUCAACUGUCUUUGAAUAAAUUAAAUAUGUAUGCAACGGAAGUGGCUAAAAAAAUUUUACAAGGAAUCAAACAUGAGUUAGAUAAAGAAAGGGAAAAUAGUAGUUUCUUAACUCACAACAUUGUGGUUUCUGAAAAUAUUGCAAGUCAAAUUGUUAACACUGUGUUACAUAUUGUGUCCUCUAAACGAAAAUGUGACAAAAGCAAUUCUGAGAAAGAGAUUAAUUCAGAUCAACAAGAAGGUAUUAUUGAAAAGCUGUUUAAUAAGACUGAAUAUAGAAAAGUACUUCAGUUUCAAAUACAAGAUACCAUUGAAGGUAUCUUACAUGAUAUUUGUGAAAAAACACUGUAUCAAAAUAAUCUAUCUAGUGCUACAUCCACUCUGAAACGUAGCAUAGCUGGAAAACAUUCUGGAGCAACCUCUGAAAUAUUCACUGAGGAUGCAAAUAAGAUUAUCCCAAAACUUUCAGUUCCUAAAUCAGAUGUCAUUUUGAUAUCUAAUGAUAUAGUAGAUAUUGUUCUUCAUAAUGUCAGUUCUGCUGUCAUGCUGAGCAUAAAUGCAAAGAAUCUUACUUCUGCAAGAUUGCCCCUGACCAUUUGUGACAUAUUUUCAAAAGCAGAGUGUCAACAGCCUCUUCUAAUGGAGUCAAAAAGUGAAGAACAAACAGAGAAUUGGCCAUCCUCAAGAGAUCUGGAGUCAGCUUAUGUUGAUGAUUGUCAGAUAACAAUAGAGAAAAAAGAUGCCAAGAAAUCUGCUCCCGACCCAUGUGAGGAGAAUGCCAACUUCAUUACUAGAACUAUUUUCAAUAGGUUAGAAGCUUUUGCCACAGAAAGAAUAGAUUCAUUAAUUACUCUUGCUUUCCAGACUAAAGAAGAGUCAUCUGAUAGCCAGGAACUGGAAAAUUAUAUACAAGAUGAUAGCAUCUUUCAUGAAUCAAGCCAAGUAGAAUCAAAUGUGAAUGUCCUGAAAAUAUCCACUAAAACUAUCCUCAGCCAAGAACUCACAGAUUCCACUUUUGCAAGUUACAGAGAAAAUAUUAACUCCACAAUUCAUCUAUCACAAGCUACUCUUAAGGAAUAUGCUGAUAUCAUUGCAAGUGCCAUUUUGAAACUUAUUAAAAAUGACUUAGACUUAGAAAUCCAAAAGAUGUAUCCAUAUCCAAACAACAUUUUGUUCCAAGAAAACAUCAUUGUGAGUGGAAUCAUGAACAGUAUCUUAAAGAGUUUAUAUGAUAAAAGAUCUGCAAAGGAAAUUGAUGUUUACUCAAAAGAGAAUCCUAGAUUAUUUUCACAACUAACUGUAUCGAAUGAAAUAUUGCUAGGACAAAGAGAGCAGGAGAAAAAUAAACUAUCUCAGCUCUCAAAAUAUCCUUUAGAACAAAACCAAAUGGCAUUGGAACAAGAAAGCCAGAGAAUUGUUUUGGAAGAAAUAUUUAUGAGAAAUGGAAAAUCAAAACAAAAAGAAAAAAUUGCACUGCUCAGUGUGGUGGAAGAAGUUUUAACUAAAGUUCAUGAAAGAAUAAUGGAAAUCAUGGGCCAUUUGCUGCCAUUUAAUGAAAAACCCCACUGUGUAUCUAAUUCUAAGAUUAAAACGUCAGACAAAACACAAAAAAACUUUCAAUCACAGAUUAACAGCAUAGCAAAUGACAUAGUUCAACGUGUUUUGGGGAAAAUGUACUCUGUAGUUACAUCAUUAAAUGAGAGUAAUAAAAAAGAAACAUCUGACAACAAUGAUACCUUGUCUAAGAAAGCAGGAUGCAUCAAAGAAACUAAACAAGCAGGAAAAGGAAGAAAUCCCACCAGAUAUGUGAUACCACAAGUUUAUCCUUAUGCAGGCAGUCAAAAUGUCUCUCUGUUAGAAAACAAAUUUUUUCAAUAUUCACCACUGCAAGUGGGGAAGGAAUUAGUCCAAAUAGUUCUUAAUAAGAUCAUAAAAUUUGCCUCAACUCAUCUAGAAGAGACUUUUUCUAAAGUGGGCUCCAAGGCCAGCCCUAAACUAGAUUUUAAAACAAGUUUAAAAGCAAAAUCAAAAGUUACUCCUUUGCCUAAAUUUAAAACAAAAUCAUACCUAGGACCUAGCGGUGCUAAGGUCAAGAGCAAGACCAAGUUAGGUCCUAGAGAAAAGACUCCAAAAGAUAAUCAGUCCAAGGUCACCACUGGGCUGCCACACACCCUAUCAACAGGCGAUGCCCAAAACUUACUGGAAAUGAAAUUGCCCACUUCAGAACUAAAAAUGUAUGCCAAGGAUAUAGUAAGUAAUAUCCUGGAAACAAUUGUGAAAGAAUUUGAAAAGAUGAAGCAAGCUAGAGCAAUGUUAAAUGUUAAAGCUUUACCAUCUGAUCAAAUCAUGGCAGCAAAAAAAAUAGUUAAUACAGUUUUGCAAGGAUUAUAUGCUACAAGUAACCAGAAUUUGGCUUAUCCAAUUAAGCACUCCCAUGUGGAUGAUCUCAGACUUACACAGGGGAAUUCAGAUGCAGAGUAUCUCGCCAAAUCACAAGCAUGUUUUUACUUGGAAAAUGUUUCUUCACAGCUAGAACAGAUUUUUCCUAAAGAAGGUAUAUUUAAAAAAUUGUUUGACAAAUGGCAAACAGAAUCAAAUGAUAUGGAAAAUGAAAAGUAUACACUAAUGAAGAUAGCUGAAAAUGUUUUGACUGAAAUCCCAAUAAAAGCAAAAGAGUUAGAACAUUCUCUUUCAUUUUUAAAUUUGCCACAUCUGAAGGACUGUGAAAGCAGGUUCUAUAAUCAUUUUAAAGUAGCCUCUACUAGAGUUGAAGACACCAAAGCACAAAUUAAUAUGUUUGGAAGAGAAAUUAUUGAAAUGCUGUUUGAAAAAUUACAGCUGUGUUUUUUGCCAAUCAAGGACAUCCUCAGCAGUGUACCAAUAUCUAACACAAAGACAAUAGACCAAAUUUCUUUGGGCUCAAGCAACCAAGUUCGAGAAAUUGUAGAAAGGGUUUUAAACAUUUUAGAGUCAUUUGUAGACUUGCAAUUUAAAUAUAUCUCUAAAUAUGAGUUUUCUGAAAUAGUGAAAAUGCCUAUAGAAAACUUUUUUCCGGUCCAACAGAGACUAUUAAACAAAAAGAUGUUGCCAAAAUUAGAACCACUGAAAACGUUUUCUGAUGAACCCAAUUCAAAUUCUAGUAUUUCCAAGGAAGACAUACAGAAUACUCUUCUACAGAUUCACUCAUUCCAUUCAGAAUUAUUUACAUAUGCUGUUAAAAUUGUCAGUGGCAUGCUUGGUAUAAUUAAGAAUAAGCUAGAGAAAGAAAUAAGUCAAGUGGAACCAUCUUCAGUUAGCACAUUGAAAGAGACUGUUCUAGCAAGUGAGAUCAUCGGCACACUGAUGGACCAGUGCACCCAUAUCAAUAAGCUUCCAAAGGAAAGUUUGUUCCAUGGAGCAGAAAAUACCUAUAUUGUUAAUCAGGUUGAAUUGGCAACUAAUAUGAAAAUGCCCAUGUCAAAGUUAAAGGAAGUUAGUUUGGGGAAUAAUCCUUCACAAAACAGUGUACCUAGUUUUGUGUGUUAUUCAGAGGAAAAUAUGAAAAAAAAGCCUUCAUCAAACUUACUCUCUUAUGCCAAAGCUUCUGUAGAAGAUACAAUUAAAAGCUCAGAGCCAAUGGAAAGGCUUGAUUCAAAAAAUAAACCAUCAUGCUUUAUAAACACAGUACAAGACUACAGCCCCAGGGAAUCGAACUUUGGUCAUUUUGACCAAACCAUGAAAGGAAAUAAUUCUCUUCCUGAAGGCAGUGUGUUACAAAAACUGUGUAAGAAAGCAAAUGAAUCCACCGAAGCAGCGUUAAAGCAAGUCAUGUCAUUCAUAGAAAUAGGAAAAGGUAAAAAUCCAAGAGUAUUUCAUUAUGAAACUCUAAAACCAGUUGAGCCAAACCAAAUUCAGACAACUGUUUCUCCACUCAAAAUAUGUUUAGCUGCAGAAAACAUUGUCAACACUGUGCUAUCAAGCUAUGGUUUUCCAUGUCAACCACACAUUACUGAAAACAUGGAAACAAUGAAACCAUUUUUCAUAUCAAAGCAAAACUCUUUGUCUAUAUUAUCUGCACAAAAGAAUGAGGAGAAAAGGCUACGGAGAAUGUGGGAUAAUAAAACCAGCUGUAUACCUGAAGAAGAAAAUAAAAAACCUGAAGCCAGUAGAGGAGAUUUUUCUUUAUUGCAAAAAUGGGAAAGUAAAAUGUACCCAAAGAUAAAGACCCUGAAGGAAGUUAAAGUCAUCGCUUUUGCUGAUCACGAGCUGGGUCCAAAUGAAAUUCAUUUGGUAGCCAGACAUAUCACCUCAUCUGUGGUCACAUAUUUCAAGAACUUUGAAACUAGAGCUUCCAUUGAGAAGAAAUCCAUUAUUUCUACAUUUUCAAGGAAAAAAUGUGAAUUGGAACAGCCUCUAAGAAGUAUAUAUAAUAAUUCUUCACUGAAUCAAUUUUGUGAAGAUCUCACUGAGUCUAUCAUUUGCCAUUUAACUUCAAGCAUUUCUGGUAACACCAAAGAUAGUAGAGAAAAAGAGAAAGCAUUGGAAAGCCAAAAUGCAGCAUUUAACAGGAUUAUUUCAAUUGAUUCUCAAAUGUUUGAGAGUAGGUCAAUUUCUAUUGGGGAACUUGCUUUAAGUAUCUCCGAAAUCAUCACUGAAAUCCUCUUUAACAGUAACAUUAUAGAGGUUGACAUUGCACAGCAAAUGUUUCCUUUAAAAACAAAGUACAUCUACUGCCCAGGAGUAGCUGCUGCUGACUUUGAUAAUCUCUUUCAGGAUCUUUUAACAGGAGUGAUUCAUGUAAUGUCCAAACAAAUAGGAAUAAACCAUCACCUUGAAAGCAAUGGAAGAAAAAAAUCAUUUUCCAUGCUUAGGAGAAAUAGCGUGCCCAUUGGCAAUGAAACAAAUACCAUGGAAAGACAGAAAGGAUCCAGAAAUUGGAAAUCGUCUACUUACCAAACAGAUAAUCUCCUUCAAAAAAAUAAAAUAAAUUAUCUGGCACGUAAGUUAGACAAUCUGGUUGGUAGUCUAAAAACGACUGAAUCCAAAGAAGUAGUCAAUAAAGUUUUUAAUAUUGUUUUAGAUUUAUUUUUACCAGAUGAAUAUCCAGGUGAGGCUAUGAAUUCUGAUAAAAAAGCAGGAACAUCAUUCUCAUCCUCAAAUGAUCAGCAAAGUAGUAGAGUACUUGGAAAUAACAUUGGCCUCACCCCCAAAUCAGUUUUUCUUCUCAAUGUCGUGUGUGAGAAACUUAUCAGAACACUUUUGGAAAAAUGCACAAGCACUGUUUUUCUUGAUAAUAGCCCUUUUUCUGAUGAAAUAUCAGCAGAAGAAUGUAAACUUUUAAAAAUACUGCAAAGUGUAGAAGAUCAAGAAUUUGUUUAUUGUAUGGGAGCAAUGGACUGUGAACAAUUUCAAGGAGAUUAUAUGUCAGACUUUUUGGAAGAUCUGGCAGAAAUGGAUCAAGAUUUAUUAUCAUCAGACUCGAUGCUUACUAUCAUUUCCCACAGCUUGGUUAAAUCAUUGAUGGACAAAUUAUGUCACAAUACACAACUCCCCCAAAGCCCACCUUUUGCAAACAAGCAUUUGAAGUACACGGGAAGAGAAAUACAAUCUAGCUUCAUAAAUGCACAAAGGCCAGAAUUAACAGAAUUCGGAAAAGGUAAAGCCUUUUCAGGAUUCAUGAGUUCUGAUAGUAAUGCCUUGACAGCAUCCUUGAAUAAUCUCAGUGGGGUUAGCCCCAAAAAGCAAGCACCAUUUGGCAAGGAAUAUUCGGUAAAUUCCACUUUUGUGUCAACUCUCAAAAGACAGGGAACAAAGUAUAUGGAUGCAGUACCCUUCCAUAAUAAGCUAUAUCCAGGAGAUAUAAAUACCAGUGUGUAUUCAGCCACAUUUUUGGAGGAGAUAAUUUCAGAACUGUUUUUUAAUCUCUCUACUUCACUGUGGGGAAAAAAUGAAAAUAUCACUGAGGGCCGGCUCAAUGAGGUGAAUACAUUAUUUGUCAACAAUGUAGUAAAUGAGUUUAAUAAUGCACAAGUCACUGUUUUACGGAAUGUUGAAGAAAGGCUGUGUUUUCCACCAAUCCAUAAAGAAACUAUUAGUAGAAUUGUUGACUCAGUUUAUUAUGAUGUUUUACAGCAAUAUAAAUUGAAAGUGACUUGUGAUGAUCUGGCAUGUGACAAUACCUCGAUAGCAGAACAAAUAACUAAUAGCAUAUUGUUAGAGAUUAUAGACUACCAACUCCCAUCUUGCUUCAGAACAAAGCUCGUACCAAAUUCAUAUUACCCUCUACAAGCUGAAAUUAUAUUGCAGAAAGUUCAAAAUAACUUGAGAAAAUUUACUUCCCAGACCAGGUCUUCAACAGGCUAUAGCACCAUGUUGUCUCAUUCAUUUUUAGAAGACAUCAUCAGAAGACUUUUAUAUCAACUGAUUCCUUCACCCAAAAAGACCUCCUCUUUGGGAAGCAAAUAUUUCAUGAGUUCAGAUUUCAAUGAAAUGUCUACCUGUAUAAUAAAUAAGGUUAUAUCAGCCAUUUCAAAACAUAAAAUUUGGUUCACUAUAUGUGAUAAUCAAUAUCUAUGUACUGGAAAAAACCUUCAGAAGAUGGUGGAUACUGUUUAUCAUAAUAUUAUGCAAAUGUCUGAUUCUCUUGUUUCAAUACAGAAAAGUAUAGUCAGCCGAAGCCCAAUUAUGAUUGACAGAAUAGCCAGUUUUAUUAUCCAAGAGAUUAUUGAAAAUCAUCUUCAACCAUUUUUGUGUGGAGAAGGUUUACCUUGUCCAAAUACUCCAUUGGAUGCAAUAUCAAAUAUGGUUAAACAGAUUCUCAAUGAAGUCAUAGAGUCUUACAAACCCCACACACCAUCACCCUCAGGUAUUUAUCCUGAUACAUUUGUAGGGGCAAUUGUUGCCAGACUUUUAUCAAAGAUUUUUAGUCCAAAGCAUAACACUGAAAUUGAACUAGAAACUAUGACCCAAAAAAUAGUAAGCUCAAUAAAUAACCAUUUUAACAAAGCUAAAAUUCACCUUCUAUAUGAUGACAAAGAACCUUACACCUUUGCAGAUACAGAUAUUGUGGAUGAGCUCGUUAGCUCGAUUUAUACAAAUGUUUUAAAACAACAUGAGUUAGACCCUAAGGUUGAUAAACAGUCUAAAGACAGUGAUAUUUUUGUAGAAAAUAUUACAAAUUUAAUUUUAGCAGCUAUUUCAGAUUACCUUCUUCAUCCUCUAUUUUCUGGGGAUGUGUCAUCAUCUUCCUCUUCAAUUUCAAUGGUUGAGAAUAUUGUUCAGGAUGUUCUUAGUAACAUCAGUAAAUCUAACAAGUCAAGUCAGAAUUUAUCUCCAUAUAACACCUUGCUGCCAUACACAUUUUUGGAAGACAUGAUAAGAGUGCUAUUAUCUAGAAUCUUUCCUUCUACACCUAGCAUUGUUCCAGACAGAGACACUCCAAAUUACAGAUCAAGAAUGAAUUUCAAUGAAAUUGCUUCAAAGAUAAUCAGUGAUAUUAGGACGAAAAUUUCCCAACAUGAAAUUCGAUUUUCAAAAAAUGAAGAAACCAAGUCUGUUUAUUCAGAAGAUGAUGUUCAGCACCUUGUUGACUCAGUAGUCAAAAAUAUUUCACAAAACUCUGAGUCUCAAGAAUUAGCUGAGCAAAAUAUCACAAGCAGUAAUGAUGUUCUUAUUGAUAGAAUAGCAGGUUUUAUCAUUAAACAUAUCUGUCAACAACAUCUUCAGCCAUUUGUGGAUGGAAAGUUAUUACCUUCUUCAUCAUAUACAUAUUUUGAUGAUGAAAGAAAACAGUGGUUUUAUGCCAGUGUUUAUUCCUCAACUUUCUUGGAAGAUGUAGUCUGUGGGGUUUUAAGCAAAAUAUUCCACAGGGUGUUAGGCAUUGUACAAACAAAAUCAGUAAGAGAUUCAGAAGAAGAACUGUUUGAUAAAGCUGAAAAACUCAUUCAUUUGAUAGCAGAGGAAUUCUCAAAAGUUGAAGUUAGCAUUCUAGAGAAUGCUGAGGAAGAAUUGUGUUUGCCUCCAGUAAAGAGAGAUGUAGUCAGGAACAUUAUUGACACAGCAUACAGCAAAGUUCUGCAAGAAUAUGAAAUGGAAAUAAUGCCUGGAAAUUAUAAAGAUUUUCUAAAUGACACAAAAACAUUGGCAUCAAGGAUAACUAAAAUCAUCCUUGCUGAAACUUUUGAUUUCCAAAUUCAUCCAAACCUCAUAGGAAAGUUUCCUUUUAAGUUACACUCCAAACUCAAUACUAAUGUUUUAAUAAAAAGAGUUCAGUGUAGUAUUACCAAAUCAAGAUAUCAAAGGCAGGCAUCAACAAUAUAUACUACCAUGUUAUCACAUACUCAUUUGGAAAAAAUUGUCACUCAGCUUAUAUCUCAGGUGACUCCACUGGCCUCCAGGACAGAACACCCAGAUACCUCUCAAUCAGACUUAAGUAAUACAGUCAUAAAACUAAUAAAUGAAAUUAUUUCAAUAAUUUCAAAGCAUGCAAUAUGCAUUAUUAAACAUGGGAAUGAAAAACAAAGUAUGAUUUCAGAAAAAGAUAUCCAGUCUAUGGUUGAUUCCAUUUAUGCUGAUCUUUCACAUUCAAAUCUGUAUCAAUCUCUUAAAAGAGAUAAAAAAGGAAUAAGUAACUUACCUGUUUCAAAAAUAGCAAGUUUUAUAAUAAAAGAAAUCUUUAACCACCAUCUUCAGUCAUUUUCAUCUGGAGAUAAAACUCUUAUUUCAGCUGCAGUUGAUCAAACUUAUAAACAGAAAGCAACAGAUCCUAAACAAAGAGAGUUGUCUUUCAUUGUGAACUCGGCUGUGUUUUUGGAGGAGGUAAUUUCUGAGCUUUUAUGUAAACUCCUUUAUGCAUUCUCACACAAUUUCUUGGUUGCUGAAAACCCAGAUACAGUAAAAGUCAAAAUUACUGGUAUUGUUACAACAUUAGUAAAUUCGAUUGUUUUGGAGCUUACCACAUCUGAGAUUCUAGUUGCAGAUAACUUUGAUGAUGAUAUGUGUUUUUUAGAAAGAUAUAAAGAAAUUGUUAAAAAAACAGUCAACCUCAUUUAUGAAAAAAUUUUAGAUGAAUAUAAAUCUCUGAUUCAAGUAUACAGGGCUAUACAAAGUGACACUAUUGGUUUUGGAAGAAAAAUAUAUCAUUUGCUAUUGGAGGAAAUUUAUGAUUAUCAAGUGCAGUCAUUAGUUUCAGGAGAAUUAGUGGCUUCUUCCUAUUCUUGCCCUCAAGCUGAUAAUAUCAUCACAAAUGUGCUCAAUGUCAUCACAAAGGAUAGCCAUACUUUGCCUUCAUGUAUUACUGUGCUGCCUCGUUCUCUUUUGGAAGAUAUUAUAUACAAGCUGCUAGUGCAUAUCUUCCCUUCAACUGACACUGAAAGUGAACUUAAAGAGAAAGAAGUUGCAUCCGAUUGUGAGUUUGUAGAUGCAACGUCAAAACUGACCAAUGAAAUUAUCAAAGAAAUUUCUGAACAUGAGAUCCGCCUUGCCAUAGCAGAGGAAAAUGCAGAAAAUAUACAAUUAGAAGUGAUUGAGAAUUUGGUUGACUCUAUAUGUAAUAAUAUUUUGAAGAAAUCGGAAUUUCAAUCUGAAGUACAGAAAGGCACAGACAAAAAAGGAGGCUCAUUUCUCAGUAAAAUAGCUGGAUUCAUCAUGAAAGAAAUUGUAGAUCAUCAUCUGCAGCCAUUUUUACAUGGUGAAGAAUCAUCUUCCAGUGACUUAUCUGAUUAUGAGCACAUGUCUGUACUUAGCAAACCUGGUAAAGAAAAAACACGGCCUGCUCUUUAUUCAGCUACAUUUUUGGAAGAUGUAAUUGUUGAGCUUGUUCGUAAAUUUUAUUCUCUUCCAAGUAUUAAUGAAGAUUCUAAGAAAAAAGAAAUGGUAGAGCCAGACCUUAUCGGCUUAGCUAUAAAAUUUGCAAACUCUCUGAUAGGAGAAUUUAGGAAAAGUGAAAUUAAAGUUCUACCAAAUGCCGAGGAAAUGCUUUCUUUUCCACCAAUUGAUAAAGAAACAGUUGACAAAAUAUCCAAUUUUGUGUAUGAUCAGUUCAUAGGAAAGUAUGGAUCUAAUGAUAUUCAGAAGGAUGGGAAAAGUAACAUUGUAAUAGAAAUGAUUGCUGCUUUAGCUCAGAAGGCAAUCUCUGCUUUCAAGAUUCAACCACUUUUUUCAGGAGACUGGUCUUCCAUCUUCUUUUCAUUUCUAAAUCCAGAUAACAUCACCGAAAGGGUUCAGCAUCUACCACAGCAAACCUCUACACAGAUAAGCAAAUGUUCAAAAGGGAAUGAACUUGCUUUACCAAAACAAUCAUAUAAACACACUUCUGCAAUUAUAGACCAGAAAACUGUGUUGGACACUUCGGAAAUAGACAGAGGUGCAAAAAGUAGAAAGAAAGGUUUCAAAACUGAAGAGACCUCAAUGAAAAAAGGUGACAUCCAAGAUCCAAUAGUUCCCUCUGCAACUAGAAUUAUGAAAAGUGACAUGGUUAACCUGUUAUCAGGUUCAGCUGCAAGUGUGACAAACAAAAAGAAAGAGACAGAAAAUAAAAUGGAAACUUCAAUUAAAAAAUAUGAGAACUUAUCAAGAGCUACUUUUACAACUACGAGUGUGAAAAGUAAAGUUAUGCAGGAGCCAGAUUUGAGGGUAACUCUAAAAAAUGAUGACAUUGAGAAGAAAAAUAUACCAGUUUCAAAACACAAGAAAAGACAAUAUAAUAAUAUAAACACAAAAUUUCCAGUAACUACUGAUGAUAAAGAAUCUGAGGAGGAAAUACUUGGACCAAAUUUUGAAAUAAACAUUGAAAAGAAGAUUGACAAAACAAGAGAAAAUACAUUUAAAAAAGAUGAUCAGUUAUCUUUGGCAUCUGAAGCAAGAAAUACAAGGACCACAACAGAGAAUACUUUGAAAACAGUUACCCAAAAGCCAAAUAAUGAGGAUGGAAAAGACUCUUCAUCUCAAACAGAUAUAAAUGAGGAACAAUACUCAGAUUAUGAGUAUGUUCAAAAUGUCACUGAAAACAUUUAUGAAAAUGUCUUAGAAAUACACACUUCUCCAGAAUCAUCAGAUGAUUCAAAACUACACAGUCUCCCAAAUGAUACAACAUUGCUUGUAAUUCAAGAAGUUGGUCAAGAUUUUACACAGUCUGUUUCAACAAAGGAUCCAUCCCUCUCAAUUAACAAAAGUCUCUCUGUCAAGGAGAGAGAGAGAAAGAAAGAAAUAGAGAAUGAGGGAGAGAGAGAGGAAGAAAGAAAGAGGGCGAGCGAGACAGGGAAGAAAACAGAAAAAGUAAAAAGUAAGGAGAUUAAAAAUGAACCCAGUAAAUCAGACAGUCCUCAGUACCCAUCAAAAACUAAGCCUGGAGUUGUUCCUGCUAAAUUUUUAGAAGAUAUUAUCACUGACAUGGUUAACACAUUGAUCUUUUCUUCCUCAUCAGAAACACAGACAUGUGAUAGAUGUCAAAAUGUAAGGGAUGAUGAAAAUCAAGCCGAACUUUAUGACACAGCUGUGAAACUUAUGCACUCACUGUUAAAGGAAUUUUCAGAUGCUCAAAUUAAGGUAUUUAGGCCACAUAAAGGAAAUCAGUUUUUUCCACCUGUAGAUAAAGUGUCAUCAGUUCCUAAAACACCUCUUCAGCAAAAAGAAUCAACUACAGAUGAAACCGCAUCCAACGUUAAGAAAAUAACAGUGGAUAGAAUGCCACAUAUGCACGAAAUGACUAGAAAACCUUCAUCAAAUAAGAUAUCUUUCUUAGAGAAAAUACGAGCAAUUGAUAAAGCAUUGGUCAACAAAGUUGUUCAUUCUUCUGUAUGUAAUAUUUUGAAGGAAUUUGGAUCUCAAGAUUCCAUUUGUAAAAAUAUAAAGAGUAAUGGGGAAAAUUUAGCAAGAAGACUAAGCAGUGCAGUGAUAAAUGAAAUUUUUCAACAUCAGCUUAAUUUCAUACAUUGUGAUGAGGUUCCAGCUUCAGCAUGUUUGCCUCUGGAAUUUAAAGAUAUUGUUAAAAAGGUCCGAAAAGUGGCACAAACAGCCAGCAAAGAAUGUCAAACAUCAUCACCAUAUACCAUCAAGCUGCCUCACAAAUUUUUGGAAAAUGUGAUUUCUGCUCUUUUAUCCAAAAUUUUCUUAACAGUAUCCAACACUGAAGUAGAAACGUCUGAGUACAAUGGUUUCACAGAAUUGGAUUUCCUUCAAAUGAAGUUAUUAAGUACAGUUACAACAGCAAUCUCCAAUGAUAAAGAUAUAACUAUACAAUAUGUGGAAUCUCUACAUCCAAAUGAUGAUGAAAUUAUUCAAUUAGUGAUUCAUUCCAUUUAUAAUAAUCUCUUGUCACAGUUUGGAUCACAAGAGAUAAUACAAAACUGUGUAGCCAGUGGAUGUAGAAUUCUUUCGGAAACCAUCGUUGACUUAGUUCUGCGAGAAGUGGCUGGCAAUCAAUUGCAAAACUAUUUUUCUGGAGAGCUAACUCCACAUCAGUGUGCAGAAGUUGAUAGUGUUGUUGAAAAUAUUCUUAAAGAUGUUAUCCAAACUGCUGAUGCUGCCCAGCCUCAACCAUCACGUGUUCAUAUACUGCCUUAUAACAUAAUAGAAGAAAUUGCUGUAAAGUUUUUAUCAAAGCUUUUAUCUGUGUUUCCAGAAAUGGAUAAGGAAAGAACCAAAUCUCUAGAAACUGACAUGCAAAAAUUAAGCUCAAAAAUACUAAAUUCAAUACAAGAAUUUAUCUCCAAAAGUAAGAUUAAACUUGUACCACCGGCCAAGGAAUUGCCUACUGUACCUUUAGCUAACAACGAAACUAUUGAAAGGGUAGUUAAUUCUGUUUAUGCCAGCAUUUUAAAGCACUCUGGCUCACACAGUUCUAUAUUUAAAGAUUUGAUGGGUAAGAGCAAUGUCCUCUCUGAUAUAAUAGGUUUUUUAAUGGUGAAGGAAAUUUCCAAUUCUGAAUUUCAACCUCAAGUAGAGGACAAAGCAUCAAGUUCAGAAUUAGUUCUGGAAGCUGUCAAAAUUAUGGAAAAAGUGGUCACAAUUGUUGAUGAAUUUAAGUCCCAGAAAAAGUCUUCAUCCAAAAAAGGGUUGAUGUUAGAUGCCAGGUUUUUAGAGGAAGCAUUGGCCUUGUUCUUGGCUAAAAUAGUAAGAUUGCCAAGUGCCUCAAGCAAAGAUGCAAAAAAUUUAUCAAAGCCCGAGUUAAAUAAAAUUGCAUCUCAACUGACAAAAUCAGUGACAGCUGAAAUUUCCCAAAGUAACAUUAAUCUUGUUGCUGCUGAUCCUGAGCAAUACUUUUUAAAUCCAGAAAGCAUAGAAAUGAUUUCUCAGGUUAUUGAUUCCAUUUACAGUAACGUACUGCAACAUUCCAGAAAUGAUAGUGAAGUCUACGAUGAUAUAAAAGAUACAAACACUGUUUUCCCUGAAAAAGUGGCUGGUUUAAUUAUUAAUGGAGUUUCACAGUUUCCAUUAGAUACAGUUAGCACAAAGAAUUCAAAUGCUAAUCUCUCUGGAAAUCUAGAUGUGAAUAGAAUUAUUCAAAAGGCACAAGAGCAUAUGACUAUUGAUACAGUCCCUGAGUUAGAGGACGAAGAGUCAUAUCAAGAUUCAAUUGAGAAUUUUCCAAUUAAAAUAGUUCCACAUGUUGGGAAGAAAGCAAUAAAAAUAGAUCCAAAAAUUAUCUCAGAACACUUAGCAGUACUUUCUGUAAAAACCCAACCUCUUGAGAAACUCAAGGUGGAGUGUUUGAGUAAAACUGGACAUAGCCUAACAGAACUGAGAAGAGCAUCAAUAAGCGGGAGAAGCUACCCCUUACUAAAAGCAUCUAACAUAGAAAAGAUACAGAAAGAAAGACGCAUCUCAUUGAAUAAGGUGGGACGACUGGAUGUAAAACCCUUCCAGGCUGUUUGCAGAAAUUCAUUUCAGAAUAUAAGAAAGCCUGAUAUCACCAAGGUAGAGCUUUUAAAAGAUGUUCGGACCAAAAAAGAUCUUAUCAUUCGGUUUGUAGCUCAUGAUAUUGAUCAAGAAGAUUCAGAAAGUACCAUAGAAGAGGAACUAAUGUCUGACGAUGAAGUUGUUUUAAGAGAGGUUGUAAAAGAAGAAUAUUUCAGAGAACAAUUUGAAGACCAAGUGAAAGAAGUCACGAAGCCAGUAGAAAGCAAAGUUGCUUCUCCCAAGCCGACACUAAGCACAAACAGCCUGAAAAAAAUAUUUUCUUUAAGCAAAUGUUGUCAAUCCACAUCCAGUGCAAAUAUUGAAAGUUCUGAAGCAACCUCAAAUCAGAAAAUAGUACCUAGGGAGAGAAAAGUUAAAAGAGCUACUGCUGAGCUUGACAUGUCCAGGUGCUCAACAACCAUGACUGAAACAGACUCUUGGAAGAAAAAGCCACAGAGUAAGAAAGAAAAAAGGACUAUUAGUACUGAACCAACACAUUACCUCAUACACAGAAUUAUGAGUUCAUCUUCAUAUAACCAAGAAGAUCUUAUUUCAUCUGCCAGUGAGACUGAAGAUUUUUCCUCAGAUACAAGUGCCAAAAGAAUAGAAGGAAAUUCUCAGGAGCAAAAGCUAGAAAAUUCAAACAGUAUGAAGUUUAUCACCAUCUUUGAAGGACACAAGAAUAUUACUGGAAGUGUAUACUCCUCAAAAGAAGUCAUUUCAGAAACUUCCAAGCCCAGUGUUUCCAUACAAGGAUCUAAAAUGCUGGCAAAGGUAUCUUCAGCUCUGUCAAAGGUGUUUUCUCGAAAUAACACCAAUAUUUCCAAAUCUUCCUCACCACCUCAGCGGGACGAGCACUGAAGCUUUUAUACCUGAUAGAACUAUGCUUACUUCCCUUAGAAAAUAAAGUGAUUGUUAAAGC